AUAAUGUAUUUGUGGCCUUGGACAUGAAGUAAUCAGUCCUCUGUUGCUGUAAACAUAGGGUGGGGACUGAUGAGGGAAGCAUGGACCUAAUGAACGGACAGGCAAGCAGUGUUAAUAUCGCAGCUACUGCUUCUGAGAAGAGUAGCAGCUCUGAAUCAUUAAGUGACAAAGGCUCUGAAUUGAAGAAAAGCUUUGAUGCUGUGGUAUUUGAUGUUCUUAAGGUUACACCAGAGGAAUAUGCGGGUCAGAUAACGCUAAUGGAUGUCCCAGUAUUUAAAGCUAUUCAACCAGAUGAGCUUUCAAGUUGUGGAUGGAAUAAGAAGGAAAAAUAUAGUUCUGCACCAAAUGCAGUUGCCUUCACAAGAAGAUUUAAUCACGUAAGCUUUUGGGUUGUAAGAGAGAUUCUUCAUGCUCAAACAUUAAAAAUUAGAGCAGAAGUUUUAAGCCACUAUAUUAAAACUGCUAAGAAACUAUAUGAGCUGAAUAACCUUCAUGCCCUCAUGGCAGUGGUUUCUGGCUUACAGAGUGCCCCAAUUUUCAGGUUGACGAAAACAUGGGCGUUAUUAAGUUGAAAAGACAAAACUACCUUUGAAAAAUUAGAAUAUGUAAUGAGUAAAGAAGAUAACUACAAAAGACUCAGAGACUAUAUAAGUAGCUUAAAGAUGACACCUUGCAUUCCCUAUUUAGGUAUCUAUUUGUCAGAUUUAACAUACAUCAAUUCGGCAUACCCAUCAACUGGCAGCAUUCUAGAAAAUGAGCAAAGAUCAAAUUUAAUGAAUAACAUCCUUCGAAUAAUUUCUGAUUUACAGCAAUCCUGUGAAUAUGAUAUUCCCAUGUUGCCUCAUGUUCAAAAAUACCUGAACUCUGUUCAAUAUAUAGAGGAACUACAAAAAUUUGUGGAAGAUGAUAAUUACAAGCUCUCAUUGAAGAUAGAACCAGGUACAAGCACACCACGUUCUGCUGCUUCCAGGGAAGACUUAGUAGAUCCUGAAGUAGGAGCAUCACCCCAGAGUGGAAGAAAAAGUGUAGCUGCUGAGGGAGCCUUGCUGCCAAAGACACCCCCCUCCCCCCGGAAUCUGAUUCCACAUGGACACAGGAAGUGCCACAGCUUGGGUUAUAAUUUUAUCCAUAAAAUGAACACAGCAGAAUUUAAGAGUGCAACGUUCCCAAAUGCAGGGCCAAGACAUCUGUUAGAUGAUAGUGUCAUGGAGCCACAUGCACCAUCUCGAGGCCAAGCUGAAAGUUCUACUCUUUCUAGUGGAAUAUCAAUAGGUAGUAGUGAUGGUUCUGAACUAAGUGAAGAGACCUCAUGGCCUGCUUUUGAAAGUUCUGCAGAGUCAGAAGAUUUGGCAGUACAUUUGUAUCCAGGAGCUGUUACUAUUCAAGGUGUUCUCAGGAGAAAAACUUUGUUAAAAGAAGGCAAAAAGCCUACAGUAGCAUCUUGGACAAAAUACUGGGCGGCCUUGUGUGGAACACAACUUUUUUACUAUGCUGCCAAAUCUCUGAAGGCUACAGAAAGAAAACAUUUCAAAUCAACAUCAAAUAAGACCGUCUCUGUGGUGGGAUGGAUGGUGAUGAUGGCUGAUGACCCAGAACAUCCAGACUUCUUCCUGCUGACAGACUCUGAGAAAGGGAAUUCAUACAAGUUUCAAGCUGGCAGUAGAAUGAAUGCAAUGCUGUGGUUUAAGCAUCUGAGUGCAGCCUGCCAAAGUAACAAACAACAGGUUCCUACAAACUUGAUGACUUUUGAGUAAAAGCCUGAAGAGGAAGAAGUGGAGCUCUGCUCCUGGGUAAGAGCUGGGGCCUGACGGAAAAU
This is a messenger RNA of Marmota flaviventris (yellow-bellied marmot), 1816 nucleotides long. RefSeq names its product ras-specific guanine nucleotide-releasing factor RalGPS2-like. The record is from RefSeq and is a predicted model, not a curated record. Gene Ontology annotation, molecular function: guanyl-nucleotide exchange factor activity. Gene Ontology annotation, cellular component: plasma membrane. Lineage: Eukaryota; Metazoa; Chordata; Mammalia; Rodentia; Sciuridae. Gene Ontology annotation, biological process: Ras protein signal transduction.